AUGUUUAAUUCCUCUGACUGUUGGCUGCAAGCUUCAUUAAAUUAUGGUGUUUUAUACUUUUUUGGCGCCAAAGUUAAAAAACUUCACUUUGAUCUAAAACUAAUCUGUUUAAAGGUAGAGUCAGCGAUUCUAAUCCAGUACACUAGUGAAUAAAUACAAACACUGUGGAUUUCUUGCAAACUGUUUUGGUUUCUGCUGCCGGUCAGCCUGGUGGAGGCAGUUUCUCCGCCCGCCGUCCUCUCAGCUGACAGACAGACGGCUGCUUGAACGCCGGUCGGGUGAGGAGGAGUCGGGAGGCUGCAGAGCGGCGGUAAAUGUGGACGGACUGUUGACUGUUGUGCUCACAAGAAACACAUCUUUUUCCGCUCGUGUUAAAGUGUGAGAGGAGCAGCGGUGAUUCUAUAGCUGAUGCAUCGCUCUGGGUCCGCCAUAUUACUCUUUUGCUCGUUGCCAUGGCAAUCUGUAUCCAUGAAUUUCAGGGGGAUGGAGCCUCAGAAGGAGCACAAAUGGAUUUGUUUGGGUGUUUAGUUCAAAUAUCAACAAUCUUUUUCCUCCAGAAUGACUGACUCCACCUUUAAUCCAAGAUCAAUGUGUAAAACAUUUAGAAACUUUAAACUGACAUUAAACCGGCUUCUUAAUUCAGAUGUUGCUCUAAUGAAGAAUAACUUCUCAUCAGUGAUUGUUUAACACAUUUAUGUCGCUUACAUAGAACCCAGAGUUUCAUUUUAAAACUGUGCGACAACAGCUGAGUUUAAACUCAAAUCCGGUUUUAUGAAUCCAGGUUAAGUCGAGCUAAGCCUCGUUAGCUUACAGGAAUUCUUGACGACUUCACACGCUGUUCUCACUGCUGUCCUGUUAAGCUGCAGCUAUAAAACCAACUGAAUCUAUGAGCAGUGAUCAAGUCUCAUACGCUGCCUGGCUGUUGUGCCACAAUUGCUUCAUCCCGUCACUUUUCUCCCUGCCAGGGAACCUGAUAGCAUCUGUCCCGCGUCCAGUCCAGGGAGGCGACUUCCUUCUGGCAGAAAUUUACGAUGUUCCUCGGAGAGUUGCGGUGGUAUUUCUGGAGCCUGUCGACCGAUUGGUCUGAUGUGGCUCUGCUACCAUAAAUAGGGUUGACUUUUCUGCUGAGUGUGCACAUCACACCUUAUAUACCCUGUUUAAUCUUUACUGUUCUGGACUUGCCAGUGUCAAACCCCCCUUCUUCUUCUUCUUCCACCUUCCUCCUCACGUUCUCACGUUCAGUAGGUGAGGGACUUCAUUCGCUCUGGGUGUGAAGAUCAAAAACAGCCAAAAUGUCUGACGGAAAGAAAAUGACGUCCAGCCGCAGGCAUCAUCUGAAGAGUUUGAUGCUGCAGAUCGCCGCCGGAUGGAUCGAGCAGGAGAAGAAGGAUCUCGAGGUGACGAAGGCGGCCUACAUGUCCGAGCACUGCCCCAAACCCGACCUCAGCGGAGACCAGGCCGCCCUCCUGGAAGUCUGCAAGAAGAUCUAUCAGGCUAUCGACAAGAUCGAUGAGACGAGGUACGACGCCGAGGUCAAAGUGAAGAAGAGUGACAAAGAGAUUGAGGAUCUGAAGCUGAAGGUGGUUGAGCUGGCUGGCGUGAAGAAACCAGCCCUGAAGAAGGUGCGUAUGUCUGCUGACGCCAUGCUGCAGGCUCUGCUGGGUGGCAAACACAAGGUGACCAUGGACCUGAGGGCCAACCUGAAGCAAGUCAAGAAGGAGGUCAAAGAGGAGCCAACAGAGGCGGUCGGCGACUGGCGUAAGAACAUUGAGGAUAAGGCUGACAGGAAGAAGAUGUUUGAGACUUCCUAAACCUUUCCCGGACCGGCGAGGAUGACAGCAGGGAAGACGUUUCUGUCCGAGGUCUGAGUGACUCAAUGUGUCUCUUGUGUCCCCCACAGCAGCAGGACACUCAGGGACGAGAGCUUUUUUGUUGUCUUUUGGUUGUUUUUGUGAUACCGUCUCCCCCCCCCCACUUCGUGAGACACAGAACUGAAACCAAGUCACGACAUCAUGUACACAGUUUAAAAAAAAAACCCAAACGUCUGACAGAGAAACAUCAUUUCAAAAUGUACAGGUUUUCAUUAGAAAUAAAUCUUUUAAAAUAA
Molecule: messenger RNA, 2107 nt
Organism: Thunnus maccoyii (southern bluefin tuna)
Lineage: Eukaryota; Metazoa; Chordata; Actinopteri; Scombriformes; Scombridae
Product: troponin I, fast skeletal muscle-like
Exons: 7
Coding region: 1293-1811 (172 amino acids)
Biological process (GO): muscle contraction
Cellular component (GO): troponin complex
Source: RefSeq, a predicted model, not a curated record